This is a messenger RNA of Triticum aestivum (bread wheat), 1569 nucleotides long. RefSeq lists its product as uncharacterized. Lineage: Eukaryota; Viridiplantae; Streptophyta; Magnoliopsida; Poales; Poaceae. Bases 22 to 1173 code for a protein of 383 amino acids. The transcript has 2 exons. The record is from RefSeq and is a predicted model, not a curated record. Gene Ontology annotation, molecular function: protein binding.
UACCCAAAGUCCCAAACCCUAAUGGCGCAGCGGCUCCAAGAUGAACUCCUGGAGGAGAUCUUCCUCCGCCUACCCACGGCCGCCGAUCUCGCCCGAGCCUCCACGGCCUGCGUCUCCUUCCGCCGCGUCGUCGCCGCCCACCCCUUCCUCCGCCGAUUUCGCACCCUCCACCCGCCGCCUCUCCUCGGCAUCAUCUGCGGCGGCUUCACCCCGGCCCAGCCACCCCACCCUUCCGCCGCCGCGGCAGCCACCCUUGCCGAUGUCAACUUGUCGUGCGCCAUUCUCCUCCCCCCGUCCCGCGACCGCUGGUGCCGCCGCGACGACCGCGACGGCCGCGCCCUUUACUCCCCCGAACGCGAGGGGCCCGGCGUCGACUACAACCGCCCGGGCCUGGUUAGGGCGUUCGCUGUCUGCGACCCGCUGCACCGGCGCUACCUGCUUCUGCCCGCCCUCCCCGACCAUCUCGCCGGUCAAGUCCGUCCGCCCGACAUCUUGAAAUGCGAGUCCUUCCUUGCUCCUCCUGGCGACGACGAGAACUCAUCAUUCAGAGACUUCAGAGUGAUGUGCUUAGUGUGGUGCACAACCAAGCUCGUCCUCUUUGUCUUCUCUUCUUGCACAGGGCAAUGGCUCCCUGAUCCUGUUACAUUUGAUGUGUUACCGCACUCGGGUGCGCUUAGGCGGCACUAUGCCCAUGGAUGCUUCUGUUGGCAUAAUUAUGAGGCUGACAACUUGCUCGUGCUCGACACACGCAGGAUGGAGUUCUCCGUCGUUGACCUCCCGCUUCCGCCUUGCCCUCAUCUGGGCUACUUAGCCGCUUGUCUGCGGGAGAUGGCCAUUGUGGAGGCAGGAGAAGGAAGACUCGGGAUGUUUACCGUCUCUGAGCCUGGUGUGUAUUAUCUCUUGUAUGAAGAGCAGUCUAAGGAUGAGAACGGCGCAAACCAGUGGCAGUCUAAGUCUGUGAUCUCUUUGCCGGCAAAUUAUUCCUAUGGCAUCGACGGUGUAGCUGGUGGAUACUUACUCCUACACGGGUCACGUAAGCAUACACAAGUAGUAGACUAUUUUUCAUUGAAUCUACAGACUUUCCAGAUUGAGCGGUUCUGUCAGACUGAUUGUCAAAUAGUUGGCACACUGUAUGCCGGUCUCCCACCGUCUUUGUGCCCACCAACUAUUUGAAGUGCCAGGACUUGUCGAGAGAGUACGCAGAUGGCAAGGACCACUGGCAAGUUUAGCAGAAUAAAUGUAAGAGCUCUCAAAAGGGUGAAAGCGGUUACCCAAUUCGACAACAAUUUGCAGUUGAGAGAAGAUACCGCCUCUUUGAGCUACUGAAGAAGCAUGCAAUGGAUGUCUGCUGCAUUCACCUUCUUUCUUGUGUUAGUUGUGUUAUGCCCGAAAAAAGACUAGACUACUAUCUUAUUACUACUAUAUUCAGGGCCUUGUUUGAACUGAAGUUUUGCGGCUUCAGUAACCCCUCGAAAUAAUUUGCUUUUGGUGUGAUGUAUGAUUCUAGUAUGAAUGGUACACCCAAAGUCUGCUUAUGCUGAACAAAUUUUAUCUUGGCUGCACAUGUAC